GCGAGUGAGGGAAACGUGGAUGCAAUUUGACAGACUUGGAAGGCACCCAUUGUGUUUCUGUCUUCUUCUCCUUCCUUGGGGUUAUGCGCUAUGCGCAUGCGGUAUGCGCGUGCAUUCUUGUGAGCACGAAGGGCGGGUACAUACUGGAAACAACAGCGAUGAACGCGCAUAGCCAGGACAGUCAAAAUCGGAAACGUCCUAUUCGUCGAAAGUGUUUGACAGAUAGUUUCUCUGACAAAUCACCAAACAGUAUGUCUUCGCUGAGCAUUAGAUCCGAUCCCUAAACUACCAGCUGCAGGGCAAACGCUCAAUACAAUACACGUAGGCCCAUCAGUAUGGUGUAAGAUCGUCUAAGCAUUGCGCAGCACUGCUUAAGCGUUGCGACCUGGUCAUCAUCAUGGUGUCUGCGAGGGUGCUCCAGCUGUUGGUGUUAGCUUGCCUUGCCCCUGCUCUACCUGCUAUAGGAACUGGCAACUAUUUGGUGACAGCCCCACAAACUGAAGUGGUAGAGAUUGGGAAGAACUUUACAGCUACAUGCAUGAUCAUCAACACAACUGAAGCUACAGCAGAUGAACUCUACUGGACUCUGUCAGCAACUACUAUACCCAAGGAACAGUACACAAAGAUCAAUGGAUCAGCUCUUAAUGUCACUAUCCUUAUCACCGGUGAAGAGCGUGAAUGGUUACUGUGCCGCUGCAAUGAAGUAUCAACCUAUGUUGCCCUGAACAAAGGCAAAUUUAUGCAUGGGAUCCUCCUUAUAAAAGGCUAUCAACCGGAGAAGCCUGAGAAUCUGUCUUGUGUGGCUGUCCAGAAUGGAUCGAUGAUCUCUGACAUCAUCAGCUGUGAGUGGGAACCAGGACGCCAAACCAGAGAUGUCCCUACAAUAUACACACUGCAUGUUAAAAUCGGCACUGCUCAGAGCCACUUAACUAGUACAACAGAAAAAAACAGUGCCCAAGUGCAGUUUGAUGUUUUCCCCCAUUAUAUGCCACUGGAGAUCUGGGUGGAGGCAAAGAAUAAACUGGGAACGGUGGAGUCUGAGCGUCUGCAAAAAGAUGCCUGCUUCUUUGUUAAAACAAACCCUCCAUCAGAUGUCAAAGUCAUUUCAGAGAAGAGUUUUCCCACCUCCCUGCUUAUUAACUGGACUCAUCCUAUUGGGAAAGCAUAUUUGAAAUUAACAUAUCAAAUCAGAUUCUGCCAAAGUGGAUCUCAGAGUUGGAUUUAUGUACCUCGUGUGGACACUGCUAAGGACAUACAGUCCUUCAGACUCCAGAACCUUCGACCACACACAGUCUAUGUCACUCAGGUGCGCUGCAAAAAUGAAAGAGAGGGCCAGGGUUACUGGAGCAACUGGAGUACCAACGCUACCAAGAGAACACCAGAGGACAGACCAACAAGUAAACCGGAUUUAUGGAGAAUCAUUGCAGAGGAUGAUGGCAUAAAUAAACGACAAGUGCGGUUUAUUUGUAAGGAUCCUGUGCUUGCCAAUGGGAGGAUAACAAGAUUCGACAUAAAGAUUCAAACCCCAAAAGAUAAAGUCAAGAAUGAUAGUAUGGAGUGGGAGAGCAUCCCAGUCAACACGUCAGAGGCAGACAGCAGCAAGAUAACUACCCUUAAAGAGAUUCACCUGGCUGACAAGGAAACUGUUAGAGUGCACGUCACUGCCAUCAAUUCUGUGGGGAAGUCUCCUGAGGCAUUGUUAGGCAUCCGUGAAAAAGCACAUGAGCAUGGCCCAGUGAAGGAGCUGAAGGUUUGGUCCCAUGGGGGCCAGCUGUGGCUCGAAUGGAAACCCCCCAACAGUACAGCUGUGUCAGAGUAUGUGGUGGAGUGGGUCAGUGGUGAUCAGUUUGACUGGCAGAGGGAAAACAAAAGCACCAGACACACUGCCAUUAAAGGCAAACUUGACAAGUUUGUUUGCUACAAUUUAUCUGUUUAUCCAAUAUACUCUGGAUGGACUGGGAGGCCAGCAAGUGUACAAGCCUUUCUGGAGCAAGGAGCUCCAUUGGAAGCCCCCUCUGUUACACUGAAUGGUAAACUAGGACGUAACGAGGCUGAGCUGGUGUGGACGGAGAUUCCCCAACACAGACGGCAAGGCUUCAUCACAAACUACACAAUAUUCUAUACAAGCGGGACUGAAACUUACAACGUAACAGUGCCAAGUAACGCAACAUCAUACACUCUGACGUCACUGUCUGGCAACACCAAAUAUGACACUUGGCUCAUGGCUUCAACCAUCGGUGGCUCAGUGAAUAGCUCUAACCACUCAUUUACCACUCUGAAAUAUGCACCCGGAGAGAUUGAGUUCAUCGUGGUGGGAGUGAGCUUUGGCUUUCUGUUUUUCGUUAUUAUGACCAUGCUGCUGUGUUUCUACCAAAAAGAUGUGCUCAAGGAGAGCUGUUGGCCUCAGAUCCCAAACCCCGGAGAGAGCACCAUCGGCAACUGGUCUCCUGAUUAUCCUUUGAAAGCAGAGACACCAAAGGAGAACUGUCUGUCUGGCAUCAGUGUGCUUGAUAUGGAUGUGUGUGAUGGAAAGUCUGUAUUUGAGGAGGAGAAGACCGGUCUGCCUCUGAAGAAGGACAAGUAUCUCUCUGAGGAGCACAGCAGUGGCAUCGGAGGCUCCUCCUGCAUGUCUUCACCUCGCCAGAGUGUGUCUGACAGUGAUGAGGGCGGUGACAUUGCUGACACCACAGCCAGCACAGUUCAGUAUUCCUCUGUGGUGGCUUCCAAUGCUUACAAGGGUCAGAACCCGAGCUCCCAACCUCAGCAGGCCAUUUUUUCGCGGUCUGAGUCCACUCAGCCCCUGCUGGACUCUGAGGAGAACCCAGACAUGUUGGUGCAGGAGGGCAGCAGACAGUCCAAGCGUUUCCCACGACAGUCCUGCUUUACACAGUCUGCAGGGAACCAAGACAGCACCAACCUUGCUGACUUCAACCAGCUGGAGAUGGAGCAGCAGGAGGUUCUGGAACCUCUGGACUUCUGUUCCCUGGAAGAGGACUCUGAGCAGAUAACACCUACAGAUGGACAGCCUGCACCAGGCUCCAGCUAUAUGCCUCAGCUGGGUGGCUACAGGCCACAGUAAAAACACAGACUUGUGUCAUCCAUGUGAAUGGUGCUGUGCCUUUGUUAUAGUCAAAUGUUCAUUUCAAGCCUUUGAGCAGUGAAGAAGACUGUUCAAGUUUUUCUUCAGCUCCUAACCAAGUAUAAAUAAAUAGUCCAGGGUGCUUUGGGACAUUACGUUAAAGCGCCAGCUUUGCACUCACAUUGAAAAAUACACAGCCAUAUCUUUAUAGUACCAUAAUUCCCUAAACAUGCUUUGAGCUACACAGUAAAUGUCACAUAAUGCAUUUCAAAAUGUCUCUUUCUUCUUCUAAAUAUGACAAGUGUGAACACAGUUUCAGGAGUGAUGGACGCUACAGUCAGCAGCCUCAGGAUGAUGUGUGUUUCUCUCCUGGCAGCCCAGUUUGACCAGCAUCUUGCUGUAGCGCCCUCUUGUGGAGUGAUGUUACAGUUUGUUACCAGGGCAUUGUCAUUUCUCACAAAUGUUUUCAGCUCAAGUAUAUACACUGCAUAUGAAUGUAAUCAACUUAAGUUCACACUGACAUGUACAUACUGCUAAUGAAGUGCCAAUGCAUGUUCAAUAAAAAAAGUUUACUUUUACUGUCUUGGAAACAGAGGAAAUGAAAAAUCAAAUGCAUUUCUGUGUAAUUUGUUUUUUUGUUUUUAAUUAAUGUGGCAUAAUUUAGUUCAAGGAUCACCCCACUGUUAAAUUUGUUUCAUUUCAGCUGUAAAAGCAAAACUGAUUCCAUUUACUUUGUCAGAGUAAACAGACAACAGAAGACUUGUUUUCAGUCUUCCUACAAUACCCAGCAUUCACUGUGGAUACUACAGUGCUUUCAGAGCAAGCAUAGCUUUCUUCUCAUCGUAUAAUGUUGAAACAAAAUACUGAAUGUACUGUCAGCCCCUCACUACAAACCCUUUAGCUUUACUCUAAAUGCAUGUCCAGCUGGUGAUUAUCUAGCCUUCCCGUGUUUUUGUAGUCAGCUCAUUGAGACUGAUUGAGCUGGUCCAGCUGUAACAAAUCAAUAGAUUUCUGAUAUUUUCAGACAUUGCGACAUGCAGCUUUGAGUAAUUAUUGUGAAGAAACCUGACAAUGUGAUCAGUCACUGUGUGAUCACUGUGAUUUGGGUCAGACCUGAUCUCAGCAGCAAAAACUCUUAAUGUCUUGCUUAACUACUCUGACUUGAGGACUGCAGAGUUCUUCUGGCCAGAAACAUCCAUUGGAUAAAGUAAGUGUCAUGUUACAUGAAAGACCAGGAGAAAUGUCGACUGAAUGUAGUGGUGUUAACUUUCUUCAAAGCACUAACUUUCAGUGUGAGCUGGGGAAGAGGUCAAGUAUUUCAUUACCUGCCAGUAAUGGUUAAGGUUUUGUCUGUGUUGGAACGCUGUGAAUAACAAUGAAAUGUCAUUAUAAAAUAUGAAAUAAAUGUUUUAACUAA
Thunnus maccoyii (southern bluefin tuna) is the source of this 4496-nucleotide messenger RNA. It is a transcript of the gene il6st, whose product is annotated as interleukin 6 cytokine family signal transduce. Gene Ontology annotation, molecular function: cytokine receptor activity; cytokine binding. The transcript is spliced from 16 exons. Lineage: Eukaryota; Metazoa; Chordata; Actinopteri; Scombriformes; Scombridae. Gene Ontology annotation, biological process: cytokine-mediated signaling pathway. The record is from RefSeq and is a predicted model, not a curated record. Gene Ontology annotation, cellular component: signaling receptor complex; membrane; external side of plasma membrane. Bases 398 to 3079 code for a protein of 893 amino acids.